This is a messenger RNA of Theileria equi strain WA, 1443 nucleotides long. RefSeq lists its product as hypothetical. The record is from RefSeq and is a predicted model, not a curated record. Lineage: Eukaryota; Apicomplexa; Aconoidasida; Piroplasmida; Theileriidae. The transcript has a single exon. Bases 400 to 702 code for a protein of 100 amino acids.
CCAGCUAAACGCCGUCUUCUGAAGGUUCUGGAGGCUCAGACAUGGAGGAAGAACCCUCACCCGAGGGACAAGUGGCAAAUUGGCCCAAAAUAUCUCACGACCAAGCCGUCAGGGGAAUGAGGUGGUGCCCAGAAUAACAAGAGGAAUAAAGUUGUCAAGUCAUGCCAGAAGAGAAUGCUUCAUGCUGAUGAUAAGGAAGGAUGUUGAAGUACUCGGAAGAAUGAGCUAGAGACGCCCCUGAAGGGCGGGAGACCAUAGCGUCUCCGGGCUUAAAGGCCCAUGUACUCCAGGCAUCCGGGGGCACUCCAAUUGGCAGUUCCUGGGCAUCUUCCCUGGAAUGAGACUCCCCAAAGGUUUCCUAUCACGCUCGAAUGAUAAAGUGUGGGAUGUGUGCACAAGAUGGCCAGAUCAGUGUCCCCUAUGAAGAUGUCUGAAUCAGGUCCCGCGAAUAGAGACGCCAGAAGCAGAUCGAGUACGUCACGGUCUCAGGUUUUCCACUAUGCAAAGUGCUACAACAGUCUGUCUCGAGAUCUUCUUGGAAGAUUCCUAAAAGAGUGGGAAGAAGAAUGUGGGACUGCCAAGGAAGAGGCAACUCCUUGGGCAAAUGGAGAGAGUCCAUACUGUCUCACUACCUUUAAGAAUCUUUGCAAGAGCAACACCCUUCUUUGGGACAAUGAGUCGAACAGCACUACUGGUAAAUGAGUAGUAGAAGGAGCUGCACUUGUCUUCAUCGGGACUGGCAAUAUCAAGAGUAACGGGAUUAGUAUUAACCUGCUUAGCUAAUUGAGGGACUGGACUAGACUGAGCUCCUUUAGUGCUACCAUCUCCACACCUCACAAGUCUGGCCAGACAUGCAGCCAACAGCACAGCUGUCCCACAAGUUGUAGUGGGGUCAUCCUAGCAAUUUAGCUCGGUCAGAUUAUAUAAAUUGUAUGGCUGUGGGCUCUGACUUGCACUUACAAUUUAUGUAAUCUCCUUGGUGAUGGGCAUCCUAUGAUCACUGGCCCGUGAAUAGGGUGACUAACGUCGAGUGGGAAAGAGCAUGAAUCAACCAUAUGCAUGCAUGAUUUGGCACAAGUAUAUACGCUAUCAAAAUGCACUAUUGCAGGUAUUUGGCAGUCGUUUUGCUGAUGCCCUCUCUUGUUACAAGAGUAAACUGCAGGGCCAUUCUCAUGAUUGUGAGUACAUCUGUCUAAAGGCUCUUUGCCUAGGCUGGGCUUGGGGCUUGAGUUAUUCAUAGCCUUCUCAGUUGAAGUUGCAAAAGGAUGAGCUUCGUACCAAGGGUCGUAUGGACUAUAGCGGGAAUAAGUGAGGGCUUGUUACUUUGUGGCGUUAUCCCAAAGUCUAUAACAAUUGGUACCGGCUUGGAGUCUUGACAUGUAUAUUCCACCCCUGGCAACACCUGGACUGAAGACUUUGACCUUGUCAAGCGACAUGCGUCCU